UCUAUGCCACAGUUUGUAUUCCAUUACCCAUGUCAGCGUGUUUUUUGCCACAUGAACUGCCAUGAAUCGAAAAACCAAACACAAUUGAACAACCUUCUAAAUCUUCUUUGUUUUAUUCUUCACACAUUUAACGUAAUGUACAUGUAAAUGGAGAAAAUUGAUUUUUUCCGGGGGUACAAUGUUUGGUGCAACACCAGCAACCGGAAGCACUUGUGUUUUCGUGUGUAAACCCAUGGUAAAACCGAAUGGGGAGAUAGCUGAUUUCAGCUGGGUUACCCUUUAUUACUGCCACAGAUGAACAUACUGGAUAUAUAAUUUCGAAGUAGCGGGAUAAAAAACGUUUCAGAGAUGUCCAUGUCCCAUCUCUAUGGGAGGAGAGAGGAGGAGGAGGAAGGUGUGGAGAUAGAGAGCUUUGAGGUGACAGACUGGGACCUGGCCAAUGAGUUCAACCCAGACCGUCGUAGACACAGACAGACCAAAGACCAGGCCACCUAUGGGAUCUGGGCUGACAGGGACUCAGACGAGGAUGAAAGGCCUAGCUUUGGAGGCAAGAAAUCCAAAGACUACAGUGCGCCAGUGAACUUUGUGAGUGCUGGUCUACGUAAGUCUGCAGCUGAGGAGAAACAACAACAAGUAGAAGGAGGCUCUGAUGACUCAGAGGAAGAUGGUCCUUCAGCACCUCCCCCUCCUCGCGGCGCUGCACCCAAAAAACUCCAGAUGGGGACUUUCCGGGGGAACCAGUCCCAGAGGUUUGCAGGUGGUAUACAGUCUGGUAAAGGCAUUGGUACCUGGGAGAAGCACACAAAGGGAAUUGGACAGAAACUUCUGCAGAAAAUGGGCUACCAACCAGGCAAAGGCCUGGGCAAGAAUGCUCAAGGUAUUAUAAACCCCAUUGAGGCAAAGGUUCGUAAAGGCAAGGGAGCCGUGGGUGCUUAUGGCAAUGAGCGAACCCAGCAGAGUCUUCAGGACUUUCCUGUGGUCGACUCAGAGGAAGAGGAGGAAAAGGAGUUUCAGAAGGAGCUAGGCCAGUGGCGUAAGGAUCCUGCAGGCUCUAUAGGGAAGAAGAAACCCAAGUAUUCCUAUAGAACUGUGGACGAGCUGAAGGCUAAAGGCAAGCUGGCAGGGCGCAGUACAGCGGCAUCCGCUGGAGAGUUGGCACAGGUCAAGGUUAUAGAUAUGACUGGAAGAGAACAAAAGGUAUAUUACAGUUACAGUCAGAUGUCCAACAAGCACAGUGUUCCAGAUGAAGGUCCUCCAAGCUUGUCGGCUCAGGAUCAGAAGGGAUCUGGCUUUGCUCUCCCUGAACUCGAACAUAACCUGCAGCUUCUGAUAGACCUCACCGAACAGGACAUAUUACAGUCUGCCAGACGUCUGCAGCAUGAAAAAGAUGUGGUUGUGUCUCUGAGCCAUGAGUCACUUGCACUGCAGAGCAGACUGGAUGCAGAGCAAGAGUCCAUCCGGAGAAUGGAGGCCGUUUUGGCAUUGGUGGGGCGUUUUCCUUCUGGGGAGAUGGCACCUGGGGAGGGACCCACCCUGCAGGAGUGUGCCCGGAUCUUUGAGACUUUACAAACAGACUAUUAUGAAGAAUACAAGACAAUGGGAUUGGCAGACCUGGCUGUAGCUGUUGUUCAGCCGUUACUUAAAGAGAAAGUUCGUUCCUGGGACCCUCUGAAGGACAGCUCCUAUUGUCUGGAAGACAUCGGUCAGUGGAGAGCAAUCCUUGAAUCUAGAGACCUCCGUAACAGUACCCCAGAUUCCAACAUGGACCCUUACCACAGACUGUUGUGGGAAGUUUGGAUCCCAGUGAUGCGGCCCUGUGUGUCAAGCUGGCAGCCUCGUUUAGUAGGGCCAAUGGUGGACUGCGUGGAAGUGUGGGCUCCUCUUCUUCCCAUGUGGAUCCUGGAUCACCUGAUGGAGCAGCUGAUCUUACCACGCCUACAGCGAGAGGUGGAUAACUGGAACCCUUUAACUGACACAGUGCCCAUCCACUCCUGGAUCCAUCCGUGGCUUCCUCUGCUCCAAUCCCGUCUAGAGCCUCUUUACCCACCAAUCAGGAGCAAACUAUCUAAUGCCUUGCAGCGAUGGCAUCCCAGCGACGCUUCAGCCCGCCUCAUCCUGCAGCCUUGGAAAGAUGUUUUCACACCAGGUGCAUGGGAGGCCUUCAUGGUGAAAAAUAUCAUCCCUAAACUAGCUCUGUGCCUGGAAGAGCUGGUUAUCAACCCUCAUCAGCAGCAGAUGGAGCCAUUUCACUGGGUGAUGGACUGGGAGGGCAUGUUGUCCCCUUCCAGCCUUGUGUCUCUGCUGGACAAAAACUUCUUUACAAAAUGGUUGCAGGUCCUAUGUUCAUGGUUGAGCAACAGUCCUAACUAUGAGGAAAUCACUAAAUGGUACCUGGGUUGGAAAAGCAUGUUUAGUGACGCCUUGUUGUCACAGACGCUCAUCAAAGAGAAAUUCAACGAAGCUUUGGACAUCAUGAACCGCGCAGUGUCGUCGGGCAUGGGUGGAUAUAUGCAACCGGGUGCAAGGGAGAAUAUUGCAUAUCUGACACAGACCGAGAGACGAAAGGACUUCCAGUAUGAAGCAAUGCAGGAGCGCAGGGAUGCUGAGAGCGUGGCUCACAGAGGGAUCAGUACUGGUGUGCCUACUAACUUCAAAGAUCUUAUCCAGACUAAGGCAGAGGAGAACAACAUUGUUUUUAUGCCCUUAGUUGCCAAACGGCAUGAGGGCAAACAGCUGUACACCUUUGGCCGUAUUGUCAUUUACAUUGACAGAGGGGUUGUGUUCGUGCAAGGAGAAAAGACUUGGGUGCCCACGUCUUUGCAGAGUCUGAUAGAUAUGGCCAAGUGA
Etheostoma cragini (Arkansas darter) is the source of this 2847-nucleotide messenger RNA. RefSeq names its product tuftelin interacting protein 11 (gene tfip11). NCBI's taxonomy places the organism in Eukaryota, Metazoa, Chordata, Actinopteri, Perciformes, Percidae. The record is from RefSeq and is a predicted model, not a curated record. The transcript is spliced from 15 exons. Gene Ontology annotation, biological process: spliceosomal complex disassembly. The coding region runs from base 349 to 2847 and encodes 832 amino acids. Gene Ontology annotation, cellular component: U2-type post-mRNA release spliceosomal complex. Gene Ontology annotation, molecular function: nucleic acid binding.